UAUUCGCAGCUUGGGAGAAAGGAGCUAAGCGUUUGUCCGUGACUUCCAUGGAGUUUAUAUCAAAUCUCGCUCCCGGGGCCUUGCUCAGGUCUGUCUCGAAUGUGGGCUCCGAAAUAACACGCAGAGUGAAAACUGCCUCCUCACCACCACAGAGGCCUUUCCGCAUCUGUAGCCAUGACCGGAGUGUACGUAAGGGGCUCACGGCUGGGACCCUGAGGGAGCUCAUGGCAAAAGCAAUGGACGCUCUAUUCCUAACUGGUAUUGUGUCAUUAGUGCUUGAGGAAGAUGGGACAUUACUGGAUACAGAGGAUUUUUUUGACACGCUAGGGGAUGGUUCAGUGAUCAUGGUCCUGGAAAAGGGGCAGAAGUGGAUUCCAGUAAAGGGUGUCUUGUCAUACUCACUGCAGCAAGAAAAGCCAAGAAAUAGCAAAGACAUUGCUCGAAUCACAUUUGAUAUAUACAAGCUCAACCCACGUGAUUUGUUUGGAAGUCUUAAUAUAAAGGCCACAUUUUAUGGCCUGUACUCCAUGAGCUGUGACUUUCAGUGUUUGGGUCCAAAGAAAGUCCUCAGGGAAUUCCUGAGGUUCCUGUCUGCAGCUUUGCAAGGUUUGGGACGUGUAAUGCUCUCAGCAUCUGGGGUCCUGCGGCGUCUCCUAGAAGGAGCGGAUCACUGGCAGCCAAACCGAAUCUGCGAGUAUGAGGGAUGACUUGCCCAUGAAUAAUAACUUUAAAUAUUCUCCUAUUCCCACUUAAUACAUACAGUUGAAUGAUUUUAUUGAAUGUUUCAAUAAUCUCUACUCAAAAAGAGAAGUAGCAAUAAAGGUAAAAAUAGAAAGACUUGCAGCUCUUGAUGCAGUUGUGACAUAUGAUGGAAGAGGUGGGUAUAGCUGUGCCCCUUUAAAUAAUUAAAAGAAUACCUUAUGAUACAUGGGUUCAGGAGCCCACUCAUUAACAAUGUAAGCUUUACCCCAGGCUUGGUAUUAGCACCUCAUUCCACCAUCUGUUAGGAUAGCUGCUUGACAAUCCAAAAGAUAUUUAUUCUUGUACUGUCUCUCCACUGGUCAGCAAAUUGAGCCAGCUGCCACCCAGGCUUGCCAUGGUAUAUAGCGUUUAGCCUGCUCAUAGUAGCAGGGUCCAGAAAAUCAGGCCAGGUCCUCCAUCGUAGGAAGAGUCUUUCCUGCUCAUCUCAAAAGUAAAUUACACUUCAAAGAACCCUGUAAUUCAAAGAAUUAGUCUUGCUCUGCGGAGAGGCUUAUGCAGUCGUAAUGAGCUGACCCUCUAUAGCCUAAAACCUGUAGAUCCAUGUGUUUUUCUAGUAACAUUCAUUGUGAAAACUACUUAGCAAUAGGAUAUAUUUUGGAUGAAGUUACCUGUAUUUAGGAAUGGGUUUUCAGCUGUGAUGAACCAGUAAGAAAAGCACCUCUUGGGAUUUACAGAUAACCAGGAGCCUACAAUAUAAUGGAGUCCGACCCAGACUGUGUGACCCUGGAAAUCUGCCCCAUCACAUUGAGAUGUCGAGAUGAAUUUUGUGAACUAUUUAUAACUAUGGAUUUAGUCCAAUAAACUCAAGGUUUUAUUUACUAAGUGGUGGGUUUUAGGUGAGCUGGAGUGAAAUAAAAAGUCUUAUCUCUCUGCAUUAAUUAUGACCCUUCUAAAGGAAAAAGGUCACCAAUGUUUGCCCUUCCUGAUGAAUUGUAUUCAGUUUUUCAUGUAAUUUCAGUUCACCAAAAACUUAACUUUUUAGUUUAGUUAAUUGUUCUGUGAGAACCAAAUGCAGUUCUGCAGUAAGACAUCUGGUCAGAAUAGCUGGCACUAUGCAGCAUCUAGUGGCCCAUUGUGAAUGGUGCUAGUACUAGUAGGUUUCCUUAGGUUAUUCAACCUGAAUGUAAUUAAAACGAUGCUUGGUACAUUCAUAUAUAAUACUACUUUCUUGAAUAAUAUUUAUCUAGUGAGUCAUUAAUGAAGUUUAUUUCACAUAAUUUAUACGGAAUUGUAUACAUAAUGUUUUUUGUAAGUGUAUAGUUGUUGGGUAUAUGAGUAUUAUUCAUGAAUUGUGGUAUAAUUGUAUACGCUGUAUGCCAUAUUCUGUGCAUUUCAUGUGUAUAUCUGCAGGCCUGUGAUAAUAAUAUAUGUUGAUUUCAUUA
Spea bombifrons (plains spadefoot toad) is the source of this 2144-nucleotide messenger RNA. RefSeq names its product cell death inducing DFFA like effector b (gene CIDEB). Lineage: Eukaryota; Metazoa; Chordata; Amphibia; Anura; Pelobatidae. The transcript has 5 exons. The coding region runs from base 48 to 707 and encodes 219 amino acids. The record is from RefSeq and is a predicted model, not a curated record. Gene Ontology annotation, biological process: apoptotic process; regulation of apoptotic process.